Aspergillus pseudonomiae is the source of this 1458-nucleotide messenger RNA. RefSeq lists its product as uncharacterized. The transcript has 7 exons. The record is from RefSeq and is a predicted model, not a curated record. Bases 331 to 1428 code for a protein of 365 amino acids. Lineage: Eukaryota; Fungi; Ascomycota; Eurotiomycetes; Eurotiales; Aspergillaceae.
AGGAACCUAAACGGCUGAGGCGCAGGUAACCUCGUUCGCGCCCAAGUCUGUCUGAAACGGUCCCUUGACUUGUUGGCCAGUUUAGCUACCGUCGAGGCCACUGGUGCGACGAUCGCAAAAUUGGUCUUGGUCUUAUAAGGGCCCCGUGGUUGUGGUGUUGCGCUGGUAGGGCUUUACCAUCAAUACCCGGCGAUGUCGCAAACAAAUUGGUGGGGGGAAAGCGAAACCUUCUGUACUAUAAGAAAUACAUUACAAGUGACCUAUCGCUCUCUGACUUGCGCUCUGGUUGUCGUUUUACCCACAAUGCCCUUCUAAAUCUGUGACUUAAGAAUGUCCACCGGUAUCGCGUUCGACAUCGUGACAAGGGGCGCGGGAGAAGAGGCUGCUCAAGCAGCAUUCCACAAGUCCACUAUUGAGUCAUGGACACUCUAUUCGAUUGGUGUUGCUGCGACUAUUCUCAGGACAUAUGCCCGAGGAAGCGCCGUGGGCUUGAGGAAUCUGCGAGCCGAUGAUUACCUUAUCUGGGUUGGUAUUAUAUUCUACACCGCACAGACGGCUCUUGCAUACAGCGUGGGAAAUGUUGCCCACGGUCUGGCCAAUAAUGGUAUGACAGAUGCCCAGCGCGCCGCACUGUCUAUCGACGAUCCGGAAUACAGAUUUAGGUCUUGUCGCCGGGUGGACUACAUAUUCGGCCUUGAUCUGGUCACUCAAGCUCUCGAUGCUGGCAUUUUAUGUUCGACUUACGGACGGUCUUGGCCGCCGUUAUCGAGUCCCGGUUUAUAUUGGCUUUGCCCUUGUCAUCGGGACUUUUAUCGCAAGCAUUAUAUCUGCCAAGCCGCAAUCUCCAAGCCGAUAGUUUGGGUCUCCUUCGCUGCGAAUGUCAGCACCGAUCUCUACCUGAUAACGAUCCCAAUUCCAGUCUUAUGGAGCACUAAAUUGAGAUUGGUGAAGAAGAUAGCUUCUACAGUUGUACUCAGCGCCGGCGUGUUCGUUCUCGUCUGCGCCACGCUGAAGAGUAUCUUCGUCCUGGUGGACCCCCUCCACGGUGCAGAGCUAAGCGGCGCAUGGGGCACACGUGAGACAUUCGUCGCAGUUAUGACGACAAAUCUACCGAUGAUAUUCCAUCUAUUCAAAUCCUGGCUCGGACGCGUUUACGGAAGUGCAUUCAACUCAACCCCGACGCACAAAUACCCUAGUGGAUUCCAGAGCAUUGGUGGCGGGGGCGGUGACUCGCGGAGUCGGAAUCGCCGAAAGCCCUCGAGUGGGUAUCCUACAUCGGGGACCCUCACAUUGACCGAGAGCGAGGAACGAAUGGUCGGCGACGUUAAAAUGCACAACUUGAAGACACACCCUUUGUCUCCCACUGGAACCGUCGCAAGCAGUAUUGUAGUCUCGAACCGGAUUGAGGUGACCCACGAGGCCAGAUAGCGAGUUGGAUCCGCGCCGGCUGCAUGAGAC